This is a messenger RNA of Polyodon spathula (Mississippi paddlefish), 2682 nucleotides long. RefSeq names its product gamma-aminobutyric acid receptor subunit delta-like. Lineage: Eukaryota; Metazoa; Chordata; Actinopteri; Acipenseriformes; Polyodontidae. Gene Ontology annotation, biological process: monoatomic ion transmembrane transport; nervous system process; signal transduction. The record is from RefSeq and is a predicted model, not a curated record. Gene Ontology annotation, cellular component: GABA-A receptor complex; synapse; membrane. Gene Ontology annotation, molecular function: neurotransmitter receptor activity; extracellular ligand-gated monoatomic ion channel activity; GABA-A receptor activity. The transcript is spliced from 9 exons. Bases 254 to 1618 code for a protein of 454 amino acids.
CACUGACAGCACUGGGAGGGUUAAGCUGAGUUUUUGGUCCAGUCGGUGUGUGCUGUGCUACUGUAGAGUGGGUAUGAAUGCUUGGAGGAAAGCAGCCUGUACUGCACAGGAGUUCAGUCACUGCGCUACAAAGACUACAUAGGGAAAGCAGCAGCAGAGCACGAAAUGGGAGACCCAAAGCACAGUCCAGGUUUAACUACAUGAUUGCAUUGAUUUGAUACCAUGAGGCAAAACUUACUGUGGAGCUGAAGAGAUGGAGUUCCUCACUUUAAUUGUGCCAUCCCUGCUUGUACUCUCCAUCCAGCAGUAUAAGUUUAUCAGGGCCAUGAAUGACAUUGGCGAGUAUAUCGGAACAGAUAUUGAAAUAUACUGGCUUCCUAAUCUGGAUGAUUUGAUGAAGGGGUAUGCUCGGAAUUUCCGCCCAGGGAUAGGAGGUCCUCCGGUGAAUGUAGCCAUGGCUAUAGAAGUAGCUAGCAUUGAUCACAUCUCGGAAGUUAACAUGGAGUACACAAUGACGGUGUAUCUCCGUCAAAGCUGGCGAGACGACAGGCUCUCGUACAACCACACCAAUAAGACUCUGGGGCUGGACAGCCGCUUCGUGGAGAAGCUGUGGCUGCCGGACACGUUCAUCGUCAACGCCAAAUCCGCCUGGUUUCAUGACGUCACUGUGGAGAACAAGCUCAUCCGCCUGCAGCCCGACGGAGUUAUCCUGUACAGCAUUAGAAUUACCUCGACAGUUGCAUGCGACAUGGAUCUCACCAAGUACCCAAUGGAUGAACAGGAAUGCAUGCUGGAUUUGGAGAGCUACGGCUACUCUUCUGAAGAUAUCGUCUAUCAUUGGUCGGAGAACCAGGAUCAAAUCCAUGGACUGGAUAAACUCGAGCUGUCUCAGUUUACCAUCACGGACUACAGAUUUGACACAGAGGUUAUGAACUUCAAAUCUGCCGGCAGGUUUCCCAGGCUAAGUCUUCGAUUCCAGUUACGGCGGAAUCGAGGCAUUUACAUCAUGCAGUCCUAUAUGCCUUCCAUCUUAUUGGUCGCCAUGUCUUGGGUUUCCUUUUGGAUUAGCCAAUCAGCUGUGCCUGCAAGGGUAUCAUUAGGAAUCACCACAGUCCUCACAAUGACCACCCUCAUGGUCAGCGCCAGGUCGUCUCUUCCGAGAGCGUCUGCCAUCAAAGCCCUGGACGUUUACUUCUGGAUCUGCUACGUGUUCGUGUUCGCCGCCCUGGUGGAGUAUGCCUUUGCUCACUAUAACGCCGACUACAAGUACAUGCGGAAACCGAGAACGAAGAUCAAGGCAAACAAAUCUGGAGCAGAGUCCUUUGUAAAAAAUGGCAAACAAGCCAUGGUGCUCUUCUCCCUUUCAAUGGCCGGCAUGAACCAGGACUUGAUGAUUUCUAACCGGCAGCACCGGGCCCAGAAGCCCCCUGGGGUUCCCUACGGCACAGACGAGGUCGAGAACGGCAAGACAAAGUCAAAGAAGCAUGACACCAAGACAGAGAAGAAGCCCAUAUUUAAACCCAUUGGCGCGGACACCAUCGAUAUCUAUUCAAGAGCUGUGUUCCCUGCGGCCUUUGCUGCUGUCAAUGUCAUCUAUUGGGUGGCCUACACCAUGUAAAUAUGAUACAGUACACAGUAGAAAUAGCCAGGCAGACUGAUGCAGCUUUUCCGAACAUCAGUCUCCCUGAGUUAUUUCUACCAUGUGAUCUAACGAAAGUGGAAGCUGAAACGCUGGGGCUAACAGUGACCUUUCGGUUUAUGAAAAAGUUUAUGACUUUUCUGACUUCAUUCAAUAUAAUAAUGUACAUGCAAAAAGCAACAGCUACUGAUCCGAUACCGUAACCCAGAAUCCAAAGCCACGUGUGCAGAUAACGGAUCGUAAUGUAUCAUUUAUCAGCAGAUAACAUUAAAUGGAACUUGCCUGACCUGUUGGUGGCAUCUUAUUUUACAACCAAUUUCUUCAACAGGAGGUCAGCUGGUUGUGAACUUGACAACGUAUGAUUCUAAUAGCUACACAACAGCUGUGUGUCAUUUUCUGGGUGGUGCAUGAAUUGUUUAAUAUAUGUAGUGUAUUUUUGCACUUUUUUGGUGCUGAAUACAGAAUGGAGACAGGGAAGCCUGCUGUUCUUUCCUCUGGUGCCAUCAAGUAGAAUUUAACUGUUGUGCAUGUAUUUUCUUCUUCUGCUAUGCAGAAGACACUUCUCUGUUUGUGAACUGCCUACAGUUCUUGUUUCUAGUUUUACACUUUGGAUGUAUUCUCAUCUUCUCAUACCCUCUCUGUCUGUAUUAAAACACCUAAGAGAGGUUUCCCUCUGGUCCUUCAGUUCAAGAGAAAAACAUCAACUGCAAUUGGCAACCUCUGAACUACCAGGCACUUAUUUGUUAUUUCAGGUUUGGUCAUUUUGGUAACGGUGUAUUUUUCCUUUUGUUACUCAUCAAUUGUUUAUUUUUCUGACCAAUCCAGAACCCUCAUGUUUUCUGCCUAUCCUACAGCAUUGCAAAGACUUGAUCUGUUUUGAUUUGCUCAUUAAAAAAACAAAAAAAACAAAAACAUUGCUUGGCUAGGUUUUUUGCGAUGUGAUAUAAUAUGUGGCACAUAUUCUUUUAGCUUGCGUUAUGUUAUCUUGCCAAUGUAGAGUACUGGCAAGAAACAAGCCAGGGGGACCACAAUGAGGAAAUAAA